AUGUCCGAAGAACUCACCAGAGUCGACUCUGCCGUCGCCGGUCUGUCAAUAUCUCCCAAGGAUGAGAAGCUUGAGAAGCCUGAAAAGGUAGAGAAGAAGACACACAAGCGUGUUUCCUCGACGGCUGAAGGAGUCCGGAACAUUAACGACCUGGAAAAAGAGGGAAUUCAGCUGCAAAUAGCAAUCGAAACGCAGAAGCUCAACUGGAAACUCAACACGUCGCCCUCAUCAGUGGAAGACAAGGAAGCUCUCAAGAAAUUCCUCACCACACCACCUGUCAAGAAGAUUGACCUGCACUUCCCAUUGGGCCUGGAAGUCACUGCACGGAAUCUCAAGGGAGUCACGAUCAAAGAUGCCCUUGAUGCAAUAUACAAGCAAUUCAAGAAGAAGGCUGAUGACGAGCUUGACAAACCCAUCCUCGCUGGCUUCGAGUGGGAUCCCGAGGAGUCGUGGACGAGACUGAUUGUACAUCAGAAGAAGGAAGGCGCUCCACCCGCAAGCAAGAAAUCGAAAAAGAAGGCCGAGGAGUAG
Molecule: messenger RNA, 531 nt
Organism: Rasamsonia emersonii CBS 393.64
Lineage: Eukaryota; Fungi; Ascomycota; Eurotiomycetes; Eurotiales; Trichocomaceae
Exons: 4
Coding region: 1-531 (176 amino acids)
Source: RefSeq, a predicted model, not a curated record